Histoplasma capsulatum G186AR is the source of this 1116-nucleotide messenger RNA. Its product is annotated as SWIRM domain-containing protein. The coding region runs from base 1 to 1116 and encodes 371 amino acids. Gene Ontology annotation, cellular component: nucleus; SAGA-type complex. NCBI's taxonomy places the organism in Eukaryota, Fungi, Ascomycota, Eurotiomycetes, Onygenales, Ajellomycetaceae. Gene Ontology annotation, molecular function: protein binding; chromatin binding; transcription coactivator activity. The record is from RefSeq and is a predicted model, not a curated record. Gene Ontology annotation, biological process: chromatin remodeling; regulation of transcription by RNA polymerase II. The transcript has a single exon.
AUGAACCGUCUACCCCCUGUAUCCAGCUUAAUGUCGCCGCCAGAGACAAAGCCUCUGGACAGUUUCACUCGGGCGCUGUCACCGUGCACGUCGAAGCAGUCUUCCUUCGAUGAGAAUAACACACUUCCCCCCAUCUCUAGCCAUCGAAAACGCACCCAGUCCGAGAUGGACCUACCAUCGCCACCCGUCACUCCGUACACAGGGAAUAAGAAACAAAGGUCGAACGUCGACGAUCAGAUCGAGAGUGAUGCAUCUGCCGUUUCAUCCAAGGAUCCAGUUCUGUUCCCCAACAAUGAAUCCGAUAUCCUGCAUGGUGAGCCACUGUUUGGCCCACAAUUGGCCACUGUCGCUGAGCACCUCGUCGACAAACACAUGGAGAGCCAGAUGCUGAGAUUCCAAGACAAGAAGAAUAAACCAACCCGCAGAGAAUACAUGUUUGCCUUGUCCUGUGUUCCCAUUGUCGGAAGGCAGUACAAUCGGAAUCCUGGUGCCUGGGCGAUGAAGGAGAGGGAAUUCUUGGACCGUCAACUUUCAGUGACCAAACGGGUGGGCUACGAGACAGCCGCGAACUUGAAAAAGAUCGCUCCAGCACCUCCAGUAAAGCGGAGUCCAAUCGGUGGCGUACGAGCCCCACGGCCCCGGCCAAGGCGCACCUCCAAACCCACUCCCAGGCAGCGAGUAUACGAUUCUUUCGAUGUCGCCACUUCAACAACACCCAAGCCUACUCGUGUUAUUGGGACCAAUCGCGAUGAUACUGAUUACAGAUCUCUGCCUGACUACUGUCCUCCCAUAGAGACCCUUUACGGGAACACUAAGGGCUUGAAAGCGGACUGGAAAGGCCAGAUGCUGGAUCUUAGCAACGACCCAGACCGGCACCAAAUCGACCCUGCAGAAGUGAGCCUUGCCGCUACUCUUCGCCUUUCCUGUGCUACCUAUCUCUGUAGCAAACGUCGCAUCUUCGAAGCACGCCUCAACGCUCUCCGCAUCGACAAAGAAUUCCGCAAAACGGAUGCUCAGCAGGCUUGCAAAAUUGAUGUCAACAAGGCAAGCAAGUUGUGGACCGCCUACGAAAAGGUUGGAUGGUUCAAACCAGAGUACUUUCGACAGUAUCUGUGA